GUUCAGUCAUUAUGUUGGCCAGCCUGUGUUAAGCUGGUGGGAAAUUGGCUUACGCCCGUGCACCAUCUCAUCGAUGAUGAUGAUGAUGAUUAUGACAGUGCUAGCACUACUUCUGAGGAUUCUGAUCCGACCAGUAUUGCUGACGGCCAGAUAGGCAUCGUCAGUCCAGCACAUUCUGGCAUGUUAUUCGGUUUGUGGUCGAGUAAUGCGAGUGUUGGUAACAUCGUGGGCGCUCUGAUGGCUGCGGUCGCGCUGGGCAUUGCAGGAGCGUAUUCAUUUAUGAAGGGAAUAGAG
Messenger RNA from Perkinsus marinus ATCC 50983, 294 nucleotides. RefSeq lists its product as hypothetical. Lineage: Eukaryota; Perkinsozoa; Perkinsida; Perkinsidae. The annotation marks the transcript as partial. The transcript has a single exon. The record is from RefSeq and is a predicted model, not a curated record.